UGGCUGGGACAUUUGGGGAGACAGUUUUGCGAACUGAACAGAUGACAUUUAGAAUUUAGAGGGCAUUUGGGGGGACACAUUUUAUAUGGGAUCGCUUGGGGGAGAUUGUACGUUAAGAAUACAGUUUCAGAGACCAUUUUGCGGGGUUUAGGGGGAGGACAUUUUUGAGACCGAUGAUGAGGGUCAUUUGGGGCUAUGAUUUUGGAGGACAUUCAGGAAUUUGGGGGAGACAGUUUGGGAUGCAAUAUAGGCUAAGAUUUUGGGUGAAGAACACUGAGGACAUUUGGGGGACAACUGGUUUUUUCAGCAUAAGGAUAAAUGGCAGGGAACGGUUCUGAGGGACACUUAAGGAACCCUCUGAAGGUGUCCUGUGGGAAGACUCUGGAAGGUUGUGGAGAAGGACAUGGGGCGGCGUGAGUGUCUGGGAGGGCGGGGUUGUUGGGAAGGUGGUUGCUCAGUAAGGGCACGUCCUGGGACAACUUUUGGGAAGGAGGCACUGGGGCUGAUUGGGGAAUGGUUUCGAGGGACAUUGCUGGCAGUGGGGCCGCAGACCUGGAGACAGAUGCUGGGGGGGCGCAGGCUUGGGGGAAGCUGCCAGAACCCCACCCAGGACCACCUCCCACUGCAGCUGCGGCUCAGCCCCACUGACCUAGGCUCCUGCCCACCCUGCGGCCCCUGCCCCAUCCCGAAGCCUGCAGCCAGAGGCAGGCGCCAGAGCCAGGACUGGGGCAAAAGCGAUGAGCGGCUGCUGCAGGCUGUGGAGAGCAACGACUCGGCACGGGUGGCCGCCCUCAUCUCUCGCAAGGGCCUGGUGCCAACGAAGCUGGACCCCGAGGGCAAGUCUGCGUUCCACCUGGCAGCCAUGAGGGGUGCAGCCAGCUGUCUGGAGGUCAUGCUGGCACAUGGCACCAACGUCAUGAGCACAGAUGGGGCAGGUUACAAUGCCCUCCACUUGGCCGCCAAGUAUGGACACCCAGAGUGCUUGAAGCAACUGCUACAGGCCUCCUGUUUGGUGGACAUUGUGGACAGCAGCGGGUGGACAGCCCUGCACCAUGCAGCGGCCGGUGGCUGCAUCUCCUGCUCAGAAAUCCUCUGCUCCUUCAAGGCACAUCUAAAUCCUCGAGAUCGCUCAGGUACAACACCCCUUAUCAUAGCAGCUCAGAUGUGUCACACAGAUCUGUGCCGCCUUCUCCUGCAGCAGGGGGCUGCUGCAAAUGACCAGGACUUGCAGGGCAGGACGGCCCUGAUGCUGGCCUGCGAGAGGGCCAGUCCGGAAACAGUAGAGGUGCUGCUGCAGGGCGGGGCCCAGCCGGGCAUCACCGACGCACUGGGCCAGGAUGCUGCUCACUAUGGUGCCCUAGCUGGGGACAAACUCAUCCUACACCUCCUACAGGAGGCGGCCCAGCGCCCCUCACCACCCAGCGAGGAUGACUCAGGCGAGGCAUCAUCUCAGAACUCUGUGUCCAGUCAUGAAAAGCGAGGAGGUCCCAAGAAGCGGAAGGCACCUCAGCCCCCUGCCAGCACCCCUAUGCCGGAUGAUCGAGAUGCCUAUGAGGAGAUUGUGCGGCUGCGACAAGAGAAGGGCCGCCUGCUGCAGAAGAUCCGGGGUCUGGAGCAGCACCAGCAACGAAGGAAGCAGGAGCUGCCAGAGGCAGAGGCCAGCUCCCUCCACAGCCUGGAGAGACAGGUGCAAGAGCUGCAGCAGCUGCUGGCAGAGAAGCAGGAGGAGAAGGAGAGUCUGGGGCGAGAGGUGGAAAGUUUGCAGAGCCGACUCUCUCUGAUGGAGAAUGAGCGGGAGAACACCAGCUAUGAUGUAGCCACCCUGCAGGACGAGGAGGGUGAGCUGCCUGACUUUCCAGGGGCAGAGGCACUGCACUCCAAGCGACUAAGCCCAUCAUCCCAGGACCUCUUGGCCUCGCUGCGGGAGCAGGUGGCCACACUGACCAGACAGAACCAGGAACUUAUGGAGAAGGUCCAGAUCCUAGAGAACUUCGAGAAGGAUGAGAUGGAGGCAGAUGGCUUGGCUGAGGUCAUACCUCUGGCCCUUUAUGACUCCCUCCGGGCUGAAUUUGACCAGCUGCGCAGGGAGCACACAGAGGCCCUGCGGGCACUGGAGCAACAGGAAGCACAGGAGUCUCCCAGAGAAGAGGAGACAGCCCUUGGGGAGCACAGUGGCACAGGAGCGAAGACCACCAGAAAUGGGACAAUGGAAACAGAACUUGAAGGCACCUCAGCAACAGAAACCAAAGUUAAUGGAGUGGAGACUACCGAAGAGGAGGCCGCAGGGGUGAAAACAACAGAACCUGGGACUUUAGAAGCAGCAUCCACAGGGGCUGAGCCCACAGAAACAAAGUCCAUGGAUGCCGAGUCCACAGAAGCAGAGGGUAUUGGAGCUGAGGCCUUGGAAACAAAAGUCAGUGGGGCUGAGGUCACAGAAAUGAGAGCCCUCGAUCCAGACAGAGGACACCCAGAUGCAGAGGCCAUGGGAGCAGAGGCCACACACAUGAAGGCAGAGGAGCCAGAUAUGAAGGCCCCUGGAGUGGGCGCUGUGGAAACAGAGCUCACGCGCACAGAGACCGUGAACGUGGAACCCAAGGACACAAAGGCCGUGAGAGAGGAGGCCACAGCCCCCGGCUUCCCCGCUGACCCUGCCCUACACCCUGGUGCGGCCGAGGCCUCGGAAAAGUUGCAGGCAGAACUUGAGACCAGGAUCCGUGCCUUGGAGGAGGCGCUCCGGCAGCGGGAGCGGGAGGCAGCUGCUGAGCUGGAAGCAGCCCGUGGCCAGUGCGAGGCUGCGGAGGCCGAGGCUGGCCGGCUGCGGGAGCAAGUGCGUGAGGCCGAGGGCGUUGGGGUCAGCAGGGCUUGCGGUGGUGACACAGUCCAACUUCGGGCGGCCCUGGAGCAGGCCCGGGAGGACCUUCGAGCGAGGGACUCCCGCCUCCGAGAGCUGGAGGCCACCUCUGCCUGGCUGGAUGAAGCCCGGGCUGGCCGGCUGCUGGCAGAGGAGGAGGCCCGGGGCCUGCGGGCAGAGCUGGCCCAACAGGAGGAGGUAAGGCUGGAGCAGAGCCGGGAGCUGGAGGUGCUACGGGCGCAGCUGGCCGCUGCCACGGCUACAGGGGAACAGCAUCGGGUGGCAGCUGCCGAACUGGGCCAAGCCCGGGAUGCAGCUGAGGCCCGAGCUGCUGAGCUGGCCAUAGCCUGUGAGGAGGCUCGAAGGGGCCUGGCAGAGCUGCGGGAGGUCUCUGAGGCCCUCCGCCAGUCAACAGUGCCGGCUGCUGAGCACCACCAGCUGCAGGAGGAGGCCCUUGAGCUGCGGGGUCGGGCAGCCAGCCUGGAGCAGGAAGUGGUAGCCACAGGCAAGGAGACUGCCCGGCUGCGGGCAGAGCUGGAGCGGGAACGUGUGGGCAGCGUGGCCCGCUUGGAGCAUGACCGCAUCGUCAAAGCACUGCAGGCCGAUGUGGCCCGACUAGAGGGGCAGCUGGAGGAGCUGGGACGGCGCCACGAGAAGACCAGCGCUGAGGUCUUUCAGGUGCAGCGGGAGGCACUGUUCAUGAAGAGUGAGAGGCACGCGGCUGAGGCCCAGCUGGCCACGGCAGAGCAGCAGCUUCGGGGACUGCGUACCGAGGCAGAGCGGGCACGCCAGGCCCAGAGCCGUGCACAGGAGGCCCUGGACAGGGCCAAGGAGAAAGACAAGAAGAUCACAGAACUAUCUAAGGAAGUCUUCAGCCUUAAAGAGGCCCUGAAGGACCAGCCAGCAGCCCCAGCACCCCCGGAAGUGGAUGCCCUCCGUGGCCAAGUGAAGGCUCUGCAGGAGCAGCUGGAGGAGGCUGUCAGAGACCACAGUGCAGUGGUGGCCUUGUAUCGGAGCCACCUCCUCUAUGCCAUCCAGGGUCAGAUGGAUGAAGACGUGCAGCGGAUUCUGAGCCAGAUCUUACAGAUGCAAAGACUUCAGGCUCAGGGGCGCUGAGCACAGAGCACUGAUGUCCUCCUUGGCUCCACCCUCGCUCCUCCCGCCCCACACUGGGGUGUCCAGCAAGCACUCUGACUGUCCACUUGCAGCCUGGGCCCCUUCCUGACUCUCUAGCUGUCUCCACCGGGGAUCCCCACUGGUCUAUCUAGACCCCACCCUGACCCCGACCCCUAUCUCCCCCACUGGAGAACCCGAGUCCCCUACCCCACAGGUUCCACUCCAGGAAUAAAAGCUCACAGUGCACAGGACCAAAGCAAGCGUGUGGCAUGAUUGCUGGGCUCCCACUGCAAGGAAGGAGGUGGCCAGAGCAGGGAUUAAGAAUUAGGGUGAUUGCCAAAAUCUCAUUCCCUAAAACACAAUUUAAACAGUCAAAAUAGACUCUAAAAAAUUCACAAUGAAUAAAGUAUGUCAGGACAGGAUGCGACUUCAUGACCCGGCUGGAUGGGAGAGUCCCAGCUCUGCCUCCCAGCCUCUGAAACCCCCCAAGGGAUUCCUGGCUCUUUCCUUGGGAGGGGAAGGAAGGGGAGUCAGUAGGUGCUGCUAACCCCCUCCCCCAUGAAUGUGGCCUGUCCCCAGGUUUCCUUGAGCUUCCAGAGCAGAAAUCACAUGGGGGGUGGGGAAUGUGCCUGUCCACUGAGGGGCUGGCAAUCCAGGUCUUGUGUUUGCUUCGGGGUCUCUGGUCUGGGUGCAAAGCACAGCCAGCAACAGUGGGGCUGCCUCUAUGGUCUUAGAGCAAAGGGCUCUUGCCAUGUAGGUGCCUGGGCCCCUAUGCACCCUGGUCUUUAUCUCUCUCUCUCUGUCUCUGUCUCUGUUUCUCUGUGUGUGUGUCUUUUGUUUCUGCCUAUUUCUCAUGGUCUCCCAUCUCUGUUUCUCUCUUGUCUCUGUAUCUCUGUCUCUGUUUUCCUAUCUCUGUAUCUGUUUCCAUUUCCCUCCCCUUUUAUCUGUCUCUCUCUCCCCUCCCUGUCCCACUGUCUUCCUUAUGUCACCCCUCUGGGGUUUCCCCCUC
This is a messenger RNA of Talpa occidentalis (Iberian mole), 4976 nucleotides long. It is a transcript of the gene ANKRD24, whose product is annotated as ankyrin repeat domain 24. Gene Ontology annotation, molecular function: actin binding. Lineage: Eukaryota; Metazoa; Chordata; Mammalia; Eulipotyphla; Talpidae. The coding region runs from base 404 to 3967 and encodes 1187 amino acids. The record is from RefSeq and is a predicted model, not a curated record. The transcript has 20 exons.